UGAGCUAUUUUAUGAUCAUUAAUAAUAAUAAGAUAUUUUACAUUUUUUGUACUAUGUCUUUGAAACCCAUGUACACUACAUUUUACACAUAGAGCACCUCUCAGUUUAAACUAGUCACAUUUUAAGUGCUCAGUAGCCACAUGUGGCAGCCACAUUGGAUGAGUGCAAGGGUGAGCUUCUUAAGGGCAGAGCCGACCCUGAGUGGUCUGUCUUGGUCCUCAGUGCCCAGCUGUAUUUUGCGUUAACCAUAGCAUCGUGGUUAAAACCUGGGCUGGGAGCUCAGCUUUGCCAUUUAACAGCUGUGUUACAUUGGCCACUCCCACUGGGCCUCAGCGCCCUCAUCUAUAAAGUGGUGAUGAUAACAUUUUCAAUAUGGCCCACAAUGUUAACAUGAAUUACAUAUUUUUACAGAUACAGUUUACAGACCUAUACAGACAAAACCGAAGGAGGAAAAUAGCUGGUCCAUGAGUGCACAGGAUGCCUGGAGAGCCUCCUUCUCCCUGGCCUUUUGCCCUGAUUGGAUUUGGGGCCUGAGCCUGUGUCCCCCUCCCCCUCCCAGAGUACUGUUCUGAGCAGAGUCAGGCAGAUUAAUGCUGGUGGACCCAGGGACUGAAGGCUGUUGAGCUUGCUGGGGGUUAUACUGUGCCAAGGGAAUGAUGGUCUGUAGACUGGCUGAGGAUUUAUUGUCCAUUUGGUCAGGGGAUGGGGGCAGCAAGUACGUGGUAGGGUGGGCAUCGGGCCAGGCUGCAGCCCAGGACUCUGUGUGUGCUGGGCUCCCUGGUUCUCUGCCAGGCCAGGGCUGAGGCCCAAGUCUGCUUAGGCCGUGGGGACCUAUAGGGUCAAGCAAGCCUGAUUGCCACCCCUCUUCUCUCUCCUCACACCUUUCAAAUCUUCUGGGAGGAGGUGGGCCUGGAACUGGACCACAAAGCACAAUAGGGAAGGGUAAGAAGCAGGGGGUUCUGGAGUGGGCAAUGGUGUGGCUGAAACGUGAACAAGGCCCACAGAUCAGAUAUUCAUGGUGGGAAGAGCUAACAUUUAUUGAGCACUUACUGAGUGCAGUGUGCUCAUCCCACUGAAUCUCACACUCUUCCCCGUAGGACAUCCCCGUUACCAGCUCAGGGACAGGUAAGUAAGCUGGGGUUGAGAGGGUGACAGCACUCGCCCAAAGCCCCACAGCUGGUAAGAGCCAGGGCUGAGCUUGCAGCCGGCUGUCUGGCUCCAGAGCCCACCUUCUUAACCAGACAUCCGUGUCCUCAUCAAGCUUCCAGUGUACCUCCCAGGCCCGCCAUCUCGUCAGACCCUACUCAGGGCUCAGACUGAGGAGCAGUGCCCCAGGCCCAGAUACUUGCCGCAGACCUGCGUCUGUAUUCGCUGCAGACUGAGAGCAGCACAUCACCUGAGAGAUGCCAGGUGCUUUGCGGCUGUUACUUAUGGGCUCCUCACAGAAGCUGUGAGUUCACGUGGAUUAACUGUAAGACGAGGAAGCUGAGGUUCAGCGAGGUCAGAGCUGUGAAGUGGAGGACGGUGACUUGAACUAGGGUGGGUGGGACUCCACCAUCAGUGUACAGGAGCUACCACCCCUCACAACUGAUCACCCACCCCAGAGAGGUUUUCUGAGUGAGAGGACUCCUGGGGCCAGCCCCGCCCAUGGGCUGUUGGGACAAUGGAACCAGCAUCUUCCUCAAUGGCCUGAAGCUAUCCUCUAGGUCCCCUCCCUGCUGCCCCUGGAGACCAUGCUGGGAGUGGUCUCCUGCAGGUGGUAGUGGUCCUGUGAGCACAGCAGGCCCUGGUGAGGGCAGCUGAGGGUCCAACACCAGGAAUGGGACUUGGGAGGUUCUAGAGGCAGCAGCUGCUCCAGUCACCGAUGCUUACUCUGUGCCCGGCUCUGCCUGGGUUUCCACCCAGACUCACUCUGUUGUGGGAGAAAGACACCAUUAUGUAUUCAUAACCCAACCCAAUUCAUGCCAAGGGAGAAACACAGUAAUGGAGAGCCUUGGGGCAUUUCAGAGUCUUCCCAGGGGACACAGUGCUGGAAUUGGUUCUUGGAGAGCUUGCUGAUUGCAUAAGAGAGGGGAGGGCAUUCCAGGAAAAAGGAACAAGGCCUGGAGGGAGGAACUACUAAAUAGACUUGUAUACUUGGGGCAGGUGGGUGGGAGAGUUGGAAGACUGGCAAGGCCAAGAUCUGAGGAUCCUAGAACGGCCAGCUGAAGAGCUGAGAAGCACCUGCUGGUCGGGCCCACCGUGGCCUGUGGCAGCUGCAGGGGGACAGGCCUCCCAGCACUGCCUGUUGGAGAGUUCAGCAAAGCCCAGACCAAGCCCUGCACAGCACAGUGCUUCCUGGGCCUUCUGUAGAGGAGGGUACAGAUUCUUUUGGGCCAGGCCUGGUGAGGGCUGUGGGAGGUUUUGCAGACCUUCACUUCACCCCCAUCCCUCCCGAGGGCAGCCCUGACGGGGGGUUUGGGGGGUGAGGGUGGGAACAGCAGUCACCAGAUCAGAUGCGUGCUGAGGACAGGAUCCAGAGUGGGCUCUGCCUCGUGCCCCAAGGGCCCCAUGAGGACGUUUGUGGCCCUAGCCCUGUGCCUGCUGUACCUGACAGGUGAAGUCAGCCCUGGUUCCCAGCUGGGUCUGACUCAACCCCUCCUGCAGGCACCAUGGCCCGGAGCAGGGCGCUGCUGCUCCUGCUGCUGUUGCCUCCACAGCUGCAGCUGGGACUGGUGCUCGCAGUGAGGGCCCCUGUGUUUGGCCGAAACGGCGCCCACAACCUGAGCCCUGAAGAGAACGAAUUUGUGGAGGAGGAGCCAGUGCUGGUCCUGAGGCCUGAGGAGCCGGGGCCUGGCCCAGCCACCAUGAACUGCCCCCGAGAUUGUGCCUGCUCCCAGGAGGGUGUCGUGGACUGUGGCGGUAUCGACCUGCGCGAGUUCCCAGGGGACCUGCCUGAGCAUAUCAACCACCUGUCCCUGCAGAACAACCAGCUGGAGAAGAUCUACCCGGAGGAGCUCUCCCGGCUGCAUCGCCUGGAGACUCUGAACCUUCAGAACAACCGCCUGACGUCCCGAGGGCUCCCCGAGGAGGCGUUUGAGCAUCUGACCGACCUCAAUUACCUGUACCUGGCCAAUAACAAGCUGACCUUGGCACCCCGAUUCCUGCCAAAUACCCUGAUCAGUGUGGACUUCGCUGCCAACUAUCUCACCAAGAUCUACGGGCUCACCUUUGGCCAGAAGCCAAACUUGAGGUCCGUGUACCUGCACAACAACAAGCUGGCAGAUGCCGGGCUACCAGACAACAUGUUCAACGGUUCCAGCAACGUCGAGAUCCUUAUUCUGUCCAGCAACUUCCUGCGCCAUGUGCCCAAGCACCUGCCGCCGGCCCUCUAUAAGCUGCACCUCAAGAACAACAAGCUGGAGAAGAUCCCACCAGGUGCCUUCAGUGAGCUGAGCAACCUGCGGGAGCUGUACCUGCAGAACAACUACCUGACUGAUGAGGGCCUGGACAACGAGACCUUCUGGAAGCUCUCCAGCCUGGAGUACCUGGAUCUGUCCAGCAACAACCUGUCGCGGGUCCCGGCCGGGCUGCCGCGCAGCCUGGUGCUGCUGCACCUGGAGAAGAACGCCAUCCGCAGCGUGGACGCGGACGUGCUGACCCCCAUCCGCAGCCUCGAGUACCUGCUGCUGCACAGCAACCAGCUGCGCGCGCACGGCAUCCACCCGCGGGCCUUCCAGGGCCCCAAGCAGCUGAUCCUGCACAACCAGAUCACGGGCAUCGGCCGCGACGACUUUGCCACCACCUACUUCCUGGAGGAGCUGAACCUCAGCUACAACCGCAUCACCAGCCCGCAGGUGCACCGCGACGCCUUCCGCAAGCUGCGCCUGCUGCGCUCGCUGGACAUGUCUGGCAACCGGCUGCACACACUGCCGCCGGGCUGCAACCGGCUGCGCAGCCGGGCUUUGGGUCCCAGUGCCUGGGCCGACCUUGCCCAUCUGCAGCUGCUGGACAUCGCUGGGAAUCAGCUCACAGAGAUCCCCGGGGGACUCCCUGAGUCCCUCGAGUACCUGUACCUGCAGAACAACAAGAUUAGCACCGUGCCUGCCAAUGCCUUCGACUCCACACCCAACCUCAAGGGGAUCUUUCUCAGGUUUAACAAGCUGGCCGUGGGCUCUGUGGUGGAAAGUGCCUUCCGGAGGCUGAAGCACCUGCAGGUCUUGGACAUAGAAGGCAACUUUGAGUUUGGUGACGUUUCCAAAGACCGGGAUCGAUUGAAAGAGGAGGAGGAAGAGGAGGAGGAGGAAGAGGAGGAUGAGGACGAGGAGGAAGAGGAAAGGCGAUAGUGACCAGGACGAUGGACGUCGGACCCCUUUCUGCAGCACGUGCCUGUGCCCUGUGAGCCUCCACUCUGCCCCCCUCAACACAUCCAGCAUUGCACCCCAUGCCCCCCAACACAAGCUGAACACACCGUCUCCCAUCCCCACACCUUCCUGCAGUUUGUGCCACAGCCAGACACUUGCAGAUACCACGACCCACCUACACACAGCCCACUGCACAUUGCCCUCCAAACUCUACCCUCCCCAACCCCCGCCAUCACUCCCUCUGAAUCACACAGAUUCAGGGAAGGGCCUGACCCCACCCUGGCGUGCACAGGCUCACACUUCCUACUCCACACACACGCAUGCGCACACACACACACACACACACACACACAGUCACACAGUCACAUGCAAACGGCCCUCCUUGGCCUGUGCCACAACAGCUCUUGCCCCAGCCAGAAGUGGCCAGAACAUCUUGUCGCCUGCCUGUCCGUCAGUCUGUCCAUCCUCUGGAGAAGACACAGAGUUAUGUCCGAGCUCUCUGCGGCCAGGUGCCUACUACCCUCUGGAACUCACAAAAGCUGGCUUUUGUUCCUUCUCCCUCCCUCUGGGGACGGGAACCUUCAGAACUGCUGCCCCGGCCCCACCCGCCUGGCCCCCAGCUGCUGGGGGAGUCACUCCCUGCCAUUCCCUGGCCAGCCACAGGCACGUCUCGGAUGGGCAAGGCCAGAGGACAGUUCUCCUGGGCCUGCCACGGGCCGUGGGCUGGAGUGAGUGGAGGUCCUGGCGCUGGACUGAGUGAGGAAGGGCCGGCCCCACCCAGGAGACACCACUUUUACUCUUUGGGCCUGCAGGGAGUGCUGGGUACCUUUUUUUUUUUUUUUUAAGAAAAAAGUUAUGAAAACCUCAAAGCUGAUUUUUUUUUUCUACAGAAAAACUAAUAUAAAAGCAUUAGCCCUG
This is a messenger RNA of Myotis brandtii (Brandt's bat), 5261 nucleotides long. RefSeq names its product podocan (gene PODN). Gene Ontology annotation, molecular function: protein binding. The record is from RefSeq and is a predicted model, not a curated record. NCBI's taxonomy places the organism in Eukaryota, Metazoa, Chordata, Mammalia, Chiroptera, Vespertilionidae.